UUAAUUUACUGCCAUUCAGCUAACCAAUGGUUGACCAUUGAGAAGUUUAUGACAGGGGAGUUCCUCAAGUACAACAACAACAAUGGUGAUGAAAUUGCCCCCAACAACACCUUGGAGGAGCUGAUGUUGGCUUUUUCUCACUGGACCUAUGAGUAUACGCGGGGAGAGCUGCUGGUUUUAGAUUUGCAAGGUGUUGGAGAAAAUUUGACAGAUCCAUCUGUUAUAAAACCUGAAGACAAACGAUCAAGAGGAAUGGUGUUUGGACCAGCCAACUUAGGGGAAGUAGCAAUUAGAAACUUCAUUGCAAAACAUCGUUGCAACUCCUGCUGCCGGAAGCUCAAACUCCUGGGUAUGCCCCAAACAAUUCUAUUUUCCUUGAAGUAAAUCUCUCGUAGAACAACAUCCAUCAUAACCUGGGAUGGGGUAGAAAAUCUUAAUCACAUUUUUAUCUUAUUUGCAGUCAAGGCUUGACUUUCUGACUGCAAAAUUUCCAAGUCUGUAAAAGGAUUAAAAGGGCAGGGAUUUACUUCAGGUUCUGCCAAAAUGCGAUAAAACAACAUUGCGCCUGAUACUUGUCACACA
This is a messenger RNA of Trichechus manatus latirostris (Florida manatee), 582 nucleotides long. RefSeq names its product transient receptor potential cation channel subfamily M member 6-like. Gene Ontology annotation, biological process: protein phosphorylation. The record is from RefSeq and is a predicted model, not a curated record. The transcript has 3 exons. NCBI's taxonomy places the organism in Eukaryota, Metazoa, Chordata, Mammalia, Sirenia, Trichechidae. Bases 49 to 384 code for a protein of 111 amino acids. Gene Ontology annotation, molecular function: protein serine/threonine kinase activity; ATP binding.